Messenger RNA from Penicillium egyptiacum, 384 nucleotides. Lineage: Eukaryota; Fungi; Ascomycota; Eurotiomycetes; Eurotiales; Aspergillaceae. The record is from the annotation of a GenBank genome assembly.
AUGAACAGAUUUGCCCAAAUCGCGCAACAACCAAGCACACCCUCCACAAUGCUCUCAUCCCGAUCCUUCUCCUCCUUCCUCUCCACGCCAACCCGCUUCCAACCCUCGCGAACACUCGGCGCCCGCCUCUCCUCGCCAGCCGCAACUGCAACCGCAACUGCAACCGCCUUCUCACCCCUGUCAUCACUCCUCUCCCAGAAGGCACCUUCGCAGACCCGCUCGUUCUCCGCAAGUGCCUCCCUAGGCGUGCGCCGUGUGACGUUCCGCCCGUCACGACGGGUCCAAAAGCGCCGCCAUGGAUACCUGGCGCGCAAGAAGGAUAGGAAUGGACGUAAGACUCUUAUCCGGAGAACUCUUAAGGGCCGGAAGGAGUUGAGUUGGUAA